CAGGGAGGAAAGCAGAAUCUCCGGCAGGGCAGGGAGGGAAGCGAACAGGGAAAAGAGGGAUAACAAACUUCAGGAGGCUUCGGUUGCAGGCUAAACCGGGUCAAUGUGUGGAAUAUUGCUGGUACCCGCUGGAAGUUGUUCUAGAUGGACGGCACUAUCAAGGAGGCUCUGUCGGUGGUGAGCGACGACCAGUCCCUCUUUGACUCCACGUACGGCGCUGCCACUCACCUCCCCAAGGCAGACAUGACAGCCUCAGGGAACCCUGACUAUGGCCAACCACACAAAAUCAACCCUUUGCCUCCUCAGCAGGAAUGGAUUAACCAACCUGUCCGGGUCAAUGUCAAAAGGGAGUAUGACCACAUGAAUGGCUCAAGGGAGUCCCCUGUAGACUGUAGCGUGAACAAAUGCAGCAAACUCGUCGGAGCAGGGACAGAGUCCAACCCCAUGAGUUACAGCACCUACAUGGAUGAGAAGAAUGGACCUCCUCCCAACAUGACCACCAAUGAGAGGAGAGUCAUUGUCCCAGCAGAUCCCACGCUGUGGACCCAGGACCACGUGCGCCAGUGGCUGGAAUGGGCUAUAAAGGAGUAUGGAUUGAUGGAGAUUGACACCACCAUCUUCCAGAACAUGGAUGGCAAGGAGCUCUGCAAGAUGAACAAGGAUGACUUCCUCAGAACCACCUCCCUCUACAACACAGAAGUCCUCUUGUCUCACCUCAGUUACCUCAGGGAAAGUAGCUCACUGCUGGUCUACAACACUCCAUCCCACACAGAAACCUCCUCACGCCUUGCCACCAAAGAAGGCCCUCCUGUUGCAGGGACACAGAAUGUGAACAAGACAACAGAACAGCAACGACCCCAGCCAGAUCCCUACCAAAUCCUGGGGCCCACCAGCAGCCGUCUUGCCAAUCCAGGCAGCGGGCAGAUCCAGCUGUGGCAGUUCCUCCUGGAGCUCCUGUCGGACAGCUCCAACGCCAGCUGCAUCACGUGGGAAGGGACCAACGGCGAGUUCAAGAUGACAGACCCCGACGAGGUGGCCCGGCGCUGGGGAGAGCGCAAGAGCAAACCCAACAUGAAUUACGACAAGCUGAGCCGGGCCCUCCGAUACUACUACGACAAGAACAUUAUGACCAAAGUGCACGGCAAGAGGUAUGCCUACAAAUUUGACUUCCAUGGCAUUGCCCAGGCGCUGCAGCCUCACCCCACUGAGUCGUCCAUGUACAAGUACCCCUCGGAUCUCUCCUACAUGCCGUCUUACCACGCCCACCAGCAGAAGGUGAACUUUGUGCCCCCUCACCCUUCUUCUAUGCCUGUCACCUCAUCCAGUUUCUUCGGAGCAGCUUCACCUUAUUGGACCUCCCCUGCAGGAAGCAUUUAUCCGAACCCCAACGUCCCUCGCCAUCCCAACGCCCACGUAUCUCCACACUUGGGCACCUAUUACUAGAUGCUUUUAUCUCCAAGUGGCCUUUAUCAGUCUGGUUGGACUUUGUCUUUACUUCUGGGAUUUUUAUGGGCUUUAUUUUUUUUUUUUUUCUCUUGGGGGGGAGGGGCAGGGACGACCCUCGAUGGAUAAUUGUGGCCUUUCUAAGGGAAGAAUUAAAACUGGAUAUUGGUAAUGCCUGGAUCAAACCUUUCACUUUGGUAACUUUGCCUCUCGUGUCUUGAACUGAGAGAUGGAUGCUUCUUUGGGCCAGUACUCUGUGUUUCCUUUGGGGUUUAACCCAUAUGUCCUCUGUAGGAAUUGACUAUGAAGAUUGUUCACCCUUUCCUGGAGUGAUUCUUAGCUUUUUGAUGGAAGAAGUUCUGAAGGAUUCAAAAAGCUUUUGACAAGACAUAGAUCCAACUGUGGGUCAUAGGCAAAGGUGACUACACAGUUGGGUUUUGAUCUCGCUGUGGAGAGGGUAAAGCAAUUUGACCAUUAAGUGGAGGCCCUUGGGCGGCAGGGGACCACAACUGGAAUCUUAGCUUUAAGGCAGAUGAGGAUUUUUCACCCA
Molecule: messenger RNA, 1993 nt
Organism: Indicator indicator
Lineage: Eukaryota; Metazoa; Chordata; Aves; Piciformes; Indicatoridae
Gene: FLI1
Product: Fli-1 proto-oncogene, ETS transcription factor
Exons: 8
Coding region: 145-1443 (432 amino acids)
Biological process (GO): regulation of transcription by RNA polymerase II; cell differentiation
Cellular component (GO): nucleus
Molecular function (GO): sequence-specific DNA binding; DNA-binding transcription factor activity, RNA polymerase II-specific
Source: RefSeq, a predicted model, not a curated record